Molecule: messenger RNA, 1542 nt
Organism: Radiomyces spectabilis
Lineage: Eukaryota; Fungi; Mucoromycota; Mucoromycetes; Mucorales; Radiomycetaceae
Product: tyrosine-tRNA ligase
Exons: 9
Coding region: 29-1441 (470 amino acids)
Biological process (GO): tyrosyl-tRNA aminoacylation
Cellular component (GO): mitochondrion; cytosol
Molecular function (GO): ATP binding; RNA binding; tyrosine-tRNA ligase activity
Source: RefSeq, a predicted model, not a curated record
CCGGCUGUCAGACAGUUAUCGAUACAAAAUGUGGAUCCGAUCGAGACAUUCAAUACAACGGGUAGCUCACUGCUUUAGCAAAAGAUGUUACAGUUCAGAAGCACCAAGCAAUGUAGUGUCUGACAUGACUCGUCGUGGUCUAGUGGCCAAUACGACAAGUCCCAAUGUAGUCGAAAUGACGAAUAAACCGACGACUAUUUACUGCGGAGUGGAUCCUACUGCCAAAAGUUUGCAUCUCGGUAACUUGGUGACCCUUAUGGGAUUGUUCCACUUUCAUAUCAGGGGUCACCAAACCAUUGCCCUGGUCGGAGGCGCGACCGGCAGCAUCGGCGAUCCUUCAGGUCGUCAGUCGGAACGUGUGCCGCUGACGAGGGAUGUAUUAAGUCAGAAUAUUGCAGGGAUCGAAAAGCAAGUACACCGCUUCUUCGCCAAUGGUGCAGCCUACGCAGAACGACGAGGAUUCAACUAUGAAACACGAACACCCAAAGUAUUGAACAACUAUGACUGGUUCAGCAACAUGACCGCUUUGGAAUUCCUCGGCGAUGUGGGAAGAUAUGCAAGAGUGAAUACCAUGUUGGCCAAAGAGAGUGUCAAAUCACGCAUUGAAAGCACUCAAGGCAUUAGCUUUACCGAAUUUUCGUAUCAGUUAUUGCAAGCUUACGAUUUCUGGUACCUGUACCAAAAUCACCAUUGCCGAAUUCAGUUGGGCGGCAGCGAUCAGUGGGGAAAUAUUACAGCUGGUAUUGAUUUGAUCGGUCGACGAAGGGAUGCCGUGUCAGAACCAAACAAGGAAGAUCAUGCCAAGGAUGCCUACGGCAUUACUAUUCCCUUGCUGUUAACUUCUACCGGCGAAAAGUUUGGCAAAUCGGCAGGAAAUGCGGUAUGGUUAGAUGAAACAAUGACCAGCAUUUAUGAUUUCUAUCAGUUCUUUAUCAAAACGACGGAUGCUGAUGUUGGAAAACUCCUGGGGAUGUUUACACUCUACAAAGAACACGAUAUCAAGGAAAUCUUGCAUGAACAUGCGAAAAACCCUGAAAAGCGGUUGGCUCAGCAGGCACUGGCAAACGAAACCACGGAACUUGUUCAUGGCUUGGAUGGUGUUCAGCAAGCGCAAACAGCGACCAAAGUACUGUUUGGUGAAGAUCUCGGUGCUUUGAAUGGACAAACGAUUGUGAAUGCCUUUAAACACGAUCGAUCCCGAUUUACCACCUUGGAACGUGCUCAGGUGAUUGGCCAAGGUUUGGACACCAUUGCCACCUUAGCCAAUGCCACCAAAUCAAAAUCCGAAGCGCAAAAACGAAUCAAGGCAGGUGGCAUGUAUUUGAACAAUAUCCGUGUGAGCGAUCCAAGACACAAGGUGGAACCGACCGAUUUAAUUGACGGCCAAGUCUGUGUAUUAAGACUCGGUAAAUCGUCGUACCACCUCGUUCACGUUAUCUAGACCAUCAGCCAUUAGACUGGCAAAAAUCAACACAGAAACAUAGACGCCUGUAUACUUUUUGCAUGCAUAAAAUUGAACUUUCAUAUAAAUUAUCACAUGAU